AUGGUGAUUAAAGUUUAUGGUUUGGCUAUGUCAACAUGUACACAACGUGUAUUAACCACACUUACUGAAAAAGGUCUUAAAUAUGAAGUAGUAAAUAUAGAUUUUGCUGCAGGCGAACACAAAUCACCAAAAUAUUUAGAAGAAAAACAACCAUUUGGUGUUAUUCCAGUUCUUGUUGAUGAAGAUGGAUUUAAAAUCUAUGAAUCACGUGCCAUUUGCCGUUAUUUAGAAAUAAAAUACAAGGGAAAAGGUACUGAAUUAAUUCCAAGCAAAGAUGCCGCUUCACAAGGCCUCUUCGAACAAGCUGCAUCCAUAGAAACAUCUUAUUUUGAUCCAUAUGCUAGUCCAAUUGUCUUUGAAAAAGUCUUUAAAAAAAUGAAAGGUAUGGGUGAAGCUGAUGAAGCUAAAGUUGCACAAUAUAAAGAAAAUUUAAACGCUAAGUUAGAUGUAUAUGAAAAAAUUUUAUCAAAACAACCAUAUUUAGCUGGCCAAGUAAAGAGAGAAAUUUCUUUU
Messenger RNA from Adineta steineri, 513 nucleotides. Lineage: Eukaryota; Metazoa; Rotifera; Eurotatoria; Adinetida; Adinetidae. The record is from the annotation of a GenBank genome assembly.